Messenger RNA from Dibothriocephalus latus, 717 nucleotides. The record is from the annotation of a GenBank genome assembly. Lineage: Eukaryota; Metazoa; Platyhelminthes; Cestoda; Diphyllobothriidea; Diphyllobothriidae.
AUGCAAGUGAACGGCCUUUCCUGCAACAUUGCCAUAACCGGUGGAAGGUCAGUUUUCGGCAUCGAACUAGCGCUGCGUAACAUACUUAAAGAGCAUCCCAACCGAAGACCCCACAUUACCCUCUGGUCAGCCAGCGAAUACUUCACAAAAGGAAAUCGUGCCAACUUAUCAAAGCCUUGGUCGCUAACUGACCUUGAUCUCUAUGUUGCUCGGACCUAUCGACUGGAGGACUUGGGGCCGAAACAUCUGACUCUAGACGAACACUGCCAGCGGUACUCACAGAGGUUAAAGACUGAAUUUGACAGCGGACAUGCAAUCAACUGGAUCCUAUUGAGUAUGGGACCGGAUGGUGAGGUUGCGGGACACGGCAACUGCAGCGAAAACAACAACAAAAACACUAGUCCGGCGGAUCCAGUAUUCUGUUUGGAGGAAAUGCCACCGGCCAAUCAGCCUGGCAUGACUUUCAGUUGGACCACUAUAGCUCAAGCGCGCAAUAAAGUGGUAUUUGUCGUGGAUCAGACCGAAGCGCAUGCCGGGAAGAAGAUAGCCUUCUUUAACCGCGUCGUCCAGCCGUAUAUGGCACAUCCAGAGGAGAAAAGACAAAGUUUUGGCGAGUGGCUGGAGAGACGGGAGUCGGGCCCGGCAAUUCUGCACCUCCUAGACGCCCCCGUUGACUGUCCGCGCAUUAUAUUUUACAAAUCGUCAGCUAAACCCUGA